GUUAGAGGCGCACCCAAGGAUGCAGGAGCUUGACUUAUUGAACAGUAUUAGGGAGGGGAACUGCCCGGCCCCAAGUAAACCCUGGCAGCAUUUUCGGAAGUUAUUGGGAGCGGUCUGUCAGUCAGAACAGGCCAAUAUGAAAUGAUGGGGAGGAAAGAACAGUCACGAUUGAGGAACCCGGAGGACAUCCGAUUGCAAUCUUCCUGAGGAAGAGAGAGAGGAAACGCACACUUCCAGGUCGUUUGAAAAAUAGUUUGAAAAGUUGAUCGCCAUCCCUUGGUAUGGUGGCACCUCUGACAGUGAGCGAUGAUCCAGCACUCAGGGAGCAGACAUUCCAGCCUCGCAGAUCUUCGACCCAGUCAGUGAUCCACUGGAGGAAACAGAUGCUAAGGGAGUUUGUGAGAGAUUGCCCAGUGUGUAAAUACGGAAGGGAAGAUUGUUCCAGGCCUUCUGCUCAGACAGGUCUGCUUCACUGUAUGAGCCCAGACGCUGAAGUGUACCUCCCACUGGCUCCCGUGUGACAACCUAAUCUCCUAGCAACUGAAGAAGAUCAGAAGUCAAGAUGGCGGAGGUACUCCAAAUGAAAACAAGCUUCCCUGGCAAGGUCAACCUUCCUGCUGGAGCAGAGGUCAAGGAUAAGGAUCAGGCCUUGCCCUACUCUGUGGAAACACCCUACGGUUUCCACCUGGACCUGGACUUUGUGAAGUACGUGGACGAUAUCGAGAAGGGGAACACCAUCAAGAAGGUUCACAUCCACCGGAAACCGCGAGGAUGCAGCUACACAGGCUCUUGGUGGACAUCCACGGAGUCGCUGUGCUCCAACGCCAGCGCUGACAGCAGACGCUCCUCUGUCUCGUACUGUGGCCGGAGCACCUACCACCCGGCCUGCAGCUUCUCCGGGGGCUACACCAGGCCACCACCGCUGAUGUCCGCCGGCUACAACGCCAGGGUUGAAAAGACCCUGCUGGAGACCAAGAGGCGGCUGGAGGAGGAGCCCCUGGGCUGCAGAGAGGGCCGGAGGCCCCGUUACUCCAGCCUGAGCAGCCUGCAGGGCAGUGUGGUGGGUUCCACCAGCUCCCUGGCCGGGACAGGCCUGCAGAGCCAAUCGGCCUCCCGACUUGUCUCUUUCAAUGGCUCUCAGAGCGCUCCCUGCGGCCAGUUCACUCCCCUCAGCUCGGGCCUGGCUACCCCAUCCACUCCGAACCCAAGCCACUUACACAACAUCCGGGAGCAGAUGGCAGUCGCCCUGCGGAGGUUGCGGGAGCUGGAGGACCAGGUGAAGAUAGUCCCUGUUCUCCAGGUGAAGAUCUCCGUCCUCCAGGAAGAGAAGAGGCAGCUCAGCGUCCAGCUGAAGAGUCAGAAGUUCCUUGGCCACACCAUGGGCUUUGGACCACAGAAACCAGACAGUGGACCUGGCAAGCUCAAAGAGGAACUGUACAUUGACCUGCCCGAAGAAGGUGGCCACCAGAGCAAAGCUAAGCUGCCCCUCUCUCCUACGUUCCAAAAGCCACCACAGGAUAACGUCGGGAAUCUUGAACGGGACACUCCGAAGCACAGGCCAGGCCUGGAAGAGAGCUCGAGGGGCGAAGUGACCAAUGGAAAUGUGGCUGAGGUCAGGAGCGUAGGUGUUUGGGUGCGAGAGAAGGAUCUGGGAAUCUCCCCUUCUUCCUUACAGCUGGAGGCGGAGCAUUACCGUCAUGUGACUGAGCUGCUGACCAAGAAGGUCGCCAUGUUGGAGAAGCGACUGCGGGAAGCCUCCAGAGAAUUGGAGACCGCUCACCAGAGCAUUGGCGGCCAGGAGAAGGAGACGGCAGAGAAGGGGCUACAGGUGGAUGUCGGCAUGACAGCUGGCACGCGAGGACCCGACUUGAGCCGGCCAAAGCAACCGCCGGAUCAAGCCAGGACCUGGACAGCUGCCUCCGAGGCAGGACCCCGGUCUCCCCAACCACUUGAGGGCAAAGUCAGCAAGAGGGGAGAUAUUGUUUCGCCUGGCAGCUGGAAUGAGCGGUUCAUUGAGCUGGCACCGCAGAGGUCAGUGGGCAUACAGAUCAGCCAUUUUGGAUACCCUCCAAGCAAGCAGGCCAGCAAGGAUCCAGUUCAAGACAGGAGCCAGCCAGGACUCACCCAGCCGCAGGGGGCCACAAAGGAGAUGCAGUAUUCUGCAACCCAGGCAGUGCCCAACAGUAGCCAACCUGCCCUCAGCCAGACCUCGGUGGCCCCGAACAAACCAGGCAGCGGCGUGCGGGGCGGUGGGGAGGGGACUGAGCAGAGAGUGGGGCCCACCUCCGACCCACCCUUUAAGGAGGUCACAGGCAAGGUGGUGACCUGCACGAUUGUCACAACCCUGGCAGCCACGUGUGAGGAAGUGAACUCCGUGAUGACCACUGCCAGGAGUGCGAAGCAGGUGAAGACGGGUCCGAGUGGGGCACAACUCCGGGAAGCUGUCGAACAGCUCACUCAAGUUUCUCGAGAAGAGCACAAAGCAGAUCCUGCUGCUCCGCCCAGGCGGCCACUAGAUGUCACUGAGGAGCCUCGGUAUAUUUUAUCCUCCAAUGUUUGUCACUCUGUGGAAUUACCCCUCACACAGCUUCCCAGUUCAAAGCCAGCAGAAGUGAGCAAUCUGGCACUGGUGAGGCAGGAAGAUGCUGCCCUGUCUGAGGAUGAUUCAACAAGGCCAGGUUCUCCACAGGGAGCACAACUAAAAUCCAUCAUGAAAAAGAAGGAGAGAGGAGCCAGUCCUGAUAGCCCUCUGACAAAGAAGAGCCUUCAGUUUAUUGGGGUGAACGGAGGAUAUGAGUCAACAUCUUCGGAAGAAUCCAGUUCGGAGAGUUCCUCGAGUGAGUCAGAUGAUGGGAGCACGGAAAGCGAUUACCAUGAGGCCAGCGAGAGACUCCCAGGAGAGCAGGCAGAAAAAGCAGAGAGCAAAGGCACUCCUGCUGGAACUGUGCAGGAAACAGAGAGUGUACAGACUCCUGCUGGAACUGUGCAGGAAACUGAAGUUAAGCAGACACUAUUGGAGCCAGUGGAAGAGACUCGGAGCAAGAGGACUCCUGCAGAGGUUGUGCAGAUAGUAGCAGAGAGUGUGCAGGAGGCGCUGACGAAGGGUACUCCAGCUGAGAGUCCGCAGGAAGGUGGGAAUGCGCUGACUCCAGCACAGCACACAGCAAGCUUAGAAAGGGAGGAGAAGGUGCAGUAUGGAGGGAGCAAGGAGUAUGUGAAGGAGAUGGAGCAGAGAAUGGAAGGGAAACCAGCGGGACCAGUCAAGGAAGGAGAGGACAACCCAGCAAAGGUUCCUCAUCCUGAAACAGCGAGUUUGAAGCAGGAAGCAAACACCAGCACGUUUGAGCUGACUGAGGGUUUGGUGUCAGCCUGCGUGACUCUGCAGAAACAUCUGAACGAUCCUGACAGGUUCACAAACAAAGAUGUGAGAGUGAGCUAUCUCACGGUUCAGCAGGAGUGGCUCUUGGUGUCAAGUCCGAAGACAGCAGAUCCUGAGGUGGUGCGUCGGUAUCUAGCUGUGUUUAAGGCGAUGUCACCGAAUUUACUGGAGCUGAUAGUCAACAUGGCUGACAGCAAUGGGAACACAGCUCUUCACUACACAGUCUCUCAUUCCAACUUCCCCAUUGUCAGGUUGCUGCUGGACACAGGCGCCUGUAGUUUGGAUAAGCAGAAUAAGGCUGGUUACACAGCUAUCAUGCUGGCCUCGCUCGCUGCCCUCCAGUCGGAGCACGACAUGCAGACCGUGACACAGCUCUUCCGUCUCGGCAACGUCAAUGCCAAGGCCAGCCAGGCGGGUCAGACGGCCCUGAUGUUGGCAGUCAGCCAUGGCCGGGUGGAGAUGGUGAAGGCCCUGUUGGCGUGUGGGGCGGACGUCAGUAUCCAGGACGACGACGGGUCAACAGCGUUGAUGUGCGCCUGUGAGCACGGCCAUGCGGAGAUCGUCAGACUCCUAUUGGAGAUGCCAGGCUGCAACGUGACUCUGGCAGAUAACGAUGGCAGCACUGCCCUCUCCAUCGCAGCAGAAACUGGACAGAAGGAGAUUUCUGCCCUUCUCUACAACCACCUGAAUCAAAGCAAGGAUCCGAGCCGUUCUCCGGUUCUACCUGCCCAUUCACAGACCGUGGAUCACCCCUCGUCAUCUAAAACCCAGCAGUAGGCCCGAAUGCCACUCUCCAUUUGGCUCCUUGUGCUGCCCUGUGUGGAUGUUCAACAACAUGGGCCUUGAACUGAGGGCAUCUCAGCCCAAUACUGGCAUAGUCAGGGGCUACCUCAUUCUGCUUGAUACACGGGGCCCCAAUUACCUUCGACACUGAUGGAGCCUGUCACCAUGGGAGUGAACCUUCAGAGGGCUGGACAUGGAGGGACGAGGUCUGAGGGAAUGGACAGCAAAGUCCUCAGCCUCCUCCUGCGGUGAUAAACUUGCUGCUUCGAUCUGCACAACUAUCACAAUGCCUCUGUCAGCUUUUUAUAUCAAGAAAAUGUACAGAUGUUGUAAAGAACAGUCAGCCUAUUGUGGCUUCAGUUUGAUACUGAUCAUCACUGGCUCCCUCCCUUUCUCUUUUGCUUGGUUGGCACCUCACCGAGAUUCCCAACCAAAUAUUGUAUCCAACUCAAGGAGCUUCCCCCCUCCAUUCAUAUUCACAGGCACAUCCAUACCCACACAGGCACAUCCAUACCCACACAGGCACAUACAUACACAGGCACAUCCAUACCCACACAGGCACAUCUGUACCCACACAGGCACAUCUAUACACACACAGACACAUCCAUACCCACACAGGCACAUCUAUACACACACAGACACAUCCAUACACACACAGUCACAUCCAUACCCACACAGGCACAUCCAUACCCACACAGGCACAUCUAUACACACACAGACACAUCCAUACCCACACAGGCACAUCCAUACACACACAGACACAUACAUACCCACACAGGCACAUCCAUACCCACACAGGCACAUCCAUACACACACAGACACAUAUAUACACACAGGCAUAUCCAUACCCACACAGGCACAUCCAUACACACAGACACAUAUAUACACACACAGACACAUCCAUACCCACACAGGCACAUACUUAGACACACAGGCACAAACACACAGGCACAUCCAUAUGUACACAGACAAAUCCAUACACACACACAUGCAUACAUACAGACAGACAGGCACAUACAUACACAGGCAUAUACAUACGUAGAGACAAACACAUCCAUACACACACAGACACAUACCUACACACAGACAUAUACAGAUACAUACCUAUAUACACAAACAGAUAUGUAUAUACACACGCGGACACAUACCUAUACACACAGACAUAUGUGUGUGUGUGUGUGUGUAUAUAUACACACACACACACACAGGCUCGUGCAUACACACAGACACACACACACAGGUCCGUGCAUACACACACAGACACACGCUCUCUCUUUCACACACACACACUCACUCUUAAGGGUAAUGCCUCUGUCGAUGAUGCCUCUAUCAGUCACUCUGCAGCCCAGCUCUCUGUGACACUGCUGUGGUCAAACAUUCUCUCCAGGCCGACUGGAGCUAGAGUUUACAAUGACAGGGCAGAGGUUUGGGCUGUAAGACUAGGUAGGGGCUUCCCUGCUGCGUUCCAGCUCACACUGUCAGAUUGAGCCCUGUCAGGAGGGGACUGGGUCAACCAGAGUGCAGUUGGAAAUAAUUCACCCUCCCAGAGGUGCUGAGAGCUAAGGCCAGGGUUUUGAGCCUGUUCUGAUUGAGCAGUCAUAGUCACCCAACUUAAAGUCAGGCUCCAGUGAUAGACUGUGGAGAAUGAUCCUAGCACUCAGCAUCAUGUGGGGUUACUCCAAUGUAGUUGGAUAAUUGUUGGGAUAAAAAUCAUACGCAAGGGAAUGGGGAAAAGGCAGGAGAUUGGUAGCAGAUGGUGCCCAUUUGAAGAAGGGAUGUAGACACAAUGGGCCAAAUGGCCUCCUGCUGUGCUGUAACAGUUCUGUAAUGGGCAAUCUGACGGAGUGGGGUGGGAAUCACAGCUCACAUCGUGCUGCCUGCCCCAAACUGACAAGAGUCAGGAUGAGGGAGUGAACCCAUCAUGUACCAACUCCCCCAGCUGGGCAAUAAUGCACGACGACUGGGGAGAGGUAGGAAAAGGUGGGCAGGCCGCAAGCAUCAACAGUUUAGAGAGCAGAGUGGAUGUGGUGCUGCUGCCACCAGGAGAUGGGAGAGGAGGGAGGGCUAAAUGGAAAAGACUGGAGGCAAUGACGACUUUACCCAGCGUGGAGCAGCCGAGCAUCAUCGUAUGGAGACCAAUGGCUCCUGACAGUGAACGGAGGAAUCUUGGAGCAGUUGGGUGAGAUCUAGAAAUGAGCAAACAAUCUAUUAGCCAAAUCUGCCCUUGUGUUUAAAUUCCAAAUACUUCAGUUAAAACCACAUCCUAUUUGUUUCAAAGCAAAUGAACAGCUUGGAAUCAGGCUGCUGAAUAUGAAGCAAGUUGUACUGUUAAAUACCUUCAUCCCUCACACACAUAGCACACCCCGGAUAUAUAAGCCAAAUGUAUCGGAUUUAUUCUUGUGUAUAUUAUUAAGCUGAUAUUUACAGGUCUGGUUACAGUCUCAUCUCCCGCUGCUGUCCAUUUUAUCUAUUACUAAUAAUCGGUUGUACUUCCUUCCUGUGGAUGUCACUGGGAUUGGUGCUAUCUGCAGGUGCCCUUUCCUUUGAAGCCUUUGUAUUAGCCUUUAUAUGGAAAUAUCUAUCAAAGAGUUUUGUAAUCCACAUAUUGCAAUACACUGAAAAGGGGUUACUA
Molecule: messenger RNA, 6794 nt
Organism: Hemiscyllium ocellatum (epaulette shark)
Lineage: Eukaryota; Metazoa; Chordata; Chondrichthyes; Orectolobiformes; Hemiscylliidae
Product: KN motif and ankyrin repeat domain-containing protein 2-like
Exons: 13
Coding region: 563-4156 (1197 amino acids)
Biological process (GO): negative regulation of transcription by RNA polymerase II; negative regulation of G1/S transition of mitotic cell cycle; negative regulation of intracellular estrogen receptor signaling pathway
Cellular component (GO): cytoplasm
Molecular function (GO): protein binding
Source: RefSeq, a predicted model, not a curated record